Messenger RNA from Alligator sinensis (Chinese alligator), 1017 nucleotides. RefSeq names its product protein Wnt-7a. NCBI's taxonomy places the organism in Eukaryota, Metazoa, Chordata, Crocodylia, Alligatoridae. Gene Ontology annotation, molecular function: frizzled binding; cytokine activity. The record is from RefSeq and is a predicted model, not a curated record. Gene Ontology annotation, cellular component: extracellular region. Gene Ontology annotation, biological process: neuron differentiation; multicellular organism development; canonical Wnt signaling pathway. The transcript has 5 exons. The coding region runs from base 1 to 1017 and encodes 338 amino acids.
AUGAUCGGAAUUCUGGAUUUUUCAAGUUUUAUUCAAAAGGGGUUCUCCUCGGUGGUGGCUCUGGGGGCCAGCAUCAUCUGUAACAAGAUCCCGGGGCUCGCUCCGAGACAGAGGGCGAUCUGCCAGAGCAGACCCGAUGCCAUCAUCGUGAUCGGAGAAGGGUCGCAAAUGGGAAUCAACGAGUGUCAAUUCCAGUUCCGAAACGGGCGCUGGAACUGCUCCGCCCUGGGAGAACGGACUGUGUUUGGAAAAGAGCUGAAAGUGGGUAGCAGAGAAGCAGCAUUCACAUAUGCCAUCAUUGCUGCUGGAGUUGCACAUGCGAUCACUGCUGCCUGUACACAAGGAAACUUGAGCGACUGUGGUUGUGACAAAGAAAAACAGGGACAAUACCAUAAGGAGGAAGGAUGGAAAUGGGGAGGCUGCUCUGCUGAUAUUCGGUAUGGAAUAGGUUUCGCCAAAGUAUUUGUGGAUGCAAGGGAGAUUAAACAGAACGCAAGGACUCUCAUGAACUUACACAACAAUGAGGCAGGCCGUAAGAGCAUGUAUAAUACAGGGUCUGUGAAGUGCAAAUGUCAUGGAGUAUCUGGAUCUUGUACUACUAAAACAUGCUGGACAACCCUUCCUAAAUUCCGGGAGCUGGGCUACAUCCUUAAGGACAAAUACAAUGAAGCAGUUCAGGUUGAACCAGUGAGGGCAAGUCGAAACAAGCGUCCAACCUUCCUUAAAAUAAAGAAGCCGUUGUCCUACCGCAAACCGAUGGAUACAGAUUUAGUGUACAUAGAAAAAUCUCCAAAUUACUGUGAAGAAGACCCUGUCACUGGCAGUGUGGGAACACAGGGAAGAAUGUGCAACAAAACAGCUCAGCAGUCCAAUGGCUGUGAUCUGAUGUGUUGUGGUCGAGGCUACAACACUCACCAGUACUCGAGAGUAUGGCAGUGCAAUUGUAAAUUUCAUUGGUGCUGCUAUGUUAAGUGUAAUACAUGCAGUGAAAGAACAGAAGUGUAUACCUGUAAAUGA